UGAAAAUGAACAAAUUACUGACCUGAGAGCAAUUUGAAGGCAAACUUCAAGCCUAAUUUUAGCUUAUAUAUUUCCCCGCUAAACACCACAUCGCGCUCUAAAUAUAACCUCUUUAUUCGCAAAGAGUAUCAUUUAAAGAUCUCCCGAUGAUGCAAACCCCACAAACACUCGUUCCGUGUCCAAAAAGCUGUCUGAGGAGGCGGCUCUACGGGAUUUGAGACGCAGCCAGUGAGCGCACGAUGAUUGGUUCAAACUUUGGAUAGUCUUGUAACUUCUGUAAGUUAUUGUUAGUCAGUCAUGUAAAAAGUUAAGCGACGCGACUGCAUGCUUUCUCUCUCUCUCUCUCUCUGAGUUUCCACAUGCGGAUUAUAGCUGUAGUUACUCUUCCCCCGGAAUGAUUUCAGCUAGUUAUAAAGGUAAAACUUCAUCGGAUGAAGAAGAUGAGGAUCAGGGCGCGCGCUCGGUCCAGACGCGAGGUCUGUCGUUCAGCGUCGAAGCCCUCAUGUCGAAGAAAGGACGGAGGGAAUCGACUUCACGGAUGCCCUGCAGAAUAAACCCGGAUGACCGAGCUGUGGAUCUCCCCAAACGCUGUGAAUCUGCCAAAGAGGACCCUUCCUGGAUCAACAAACCCAGAUUAUCACCGCGACCUCAGAGUCCAGCGGCAUGCACCCUCCGGAAGCACAAGACCAACCGCAAGCCCCGGACCCCUUUCACGACCGCCCAGCUCUUGGCCCUGGAGCGGAAGUUUCGUCAGAAGCAAUACCUGUCUAUCGCCGAGCGCGCCGAGUUCUCCGGCUCUCUCAGCCUGACCGAGACCCAGGUGAAGAUCUGGUUCCAGAACCGGAGGGCGAAGGCCAAGCGUCUGCAGGAGGCGGAGCUGGAGAGGCUCAAGAUGAGCAGCAAACCCGUCCUUCGUCCCGGCCUCGCUCUGCCGUUUCCCCUCUGCACGCAGAGCCAGACCGCAGCUCUCUUGUGCGGACAGUCUUUCCCCUUCAGCAGACACGUGCUGCCCUUUGCACCUGUAGGAAUAUACUCCACACCGCUGGGUUACAGCGUGUGUCCGCUCUCCAAAGACGGCUUCUCCGUGGAGCCAGUCUAGAGGAUCUAUCGCUUCACAUUUAACUAUUCAUGGAAAAAACACUGCUGGACAUACUGACGCUUUUAUGUUUGACAGGACGUUAUGAAAUUGUACGUGUGCUUAGGAUGACUUCUUUCCUCCUUCAUUGCAUUUGUGAAUGUGACGUUACACUCUUAAAAAUCAAAAAGAGGUUUUCUGAAGCAUUUAGGGUUCGCCAAAGAACCUUCAAGUGAACCGUUUUUCCUUGGAUGUUAAAGGUUCUUCAUAGAACCAAAGAUUCUAGUAAAGAAAUAUAGAUUUGCUGAUUUUUUUUAAUUGUCACAAAAUGCUAUGUCUUUCUUCUCUAACUUCCUGGGCAUUUUUGGAUAUUGUAUUACCCAAUAUUUUGCGAUAAAAUAUAGAUUUUGGUUUUUUAAAGUCACACUGAA
Puntigrus tetrazona (Sumatra barb) is the source of this 1506-nucleotide messenger RNA. It is a transcript of the gene msx2a, whose product is annotated as muscle segment homeobox 2a. Gene Ontology annotation, molecular function: DNA-binding transcription factor activity, RNA polymerase II-specific; RNA polymerase II transcription regulatory region sequence-specific DNA binding. The coding region runs from base 395 to 1099 and encodes 234 amino acids. Gene Ontology annotation, cellular component: nucleus. Gene Ontology annotation, biological process: regulation of transcription by RNA polymerase II; embryonic morphogenesis. The transcript has 2 exons. The record is from RefSeq and is a predicted model, not a curated record. NCBI's taxonomy places the organism in Eukaryota, Metazoa, Chordata, Actinopteri, Cypriniformes, Cyprinidae.